Molecule: messenger RNA, 1446 nt
Organism: Dioszegia hungarica
Lineage: Eukaryota; Fungi; Basidiomycota; Tremellomycetes; Tremellales; Bulleribasidiaceae
Product: ribosomal large subunit assembly and maintenance-related protein
Exons: 6
Coding region: 1-1446 (481 amino acids)
Molecular function (GO): protein binding
Source: RefSeq, a predicted model, not a curated record
AUGUCUACGAGCAAAUCCAACCAGCAUGUCGAGGAAGAGGACGACCUUCAAAUCAAUGAUGAGGAUAUCGUUGAGGUCCAUGAGGAUGAGGGAGAUGCUGGCGAGCCCAUGUCAGACGAUGAUGAGGACGACGGACCAUACGACGGAGAAAUCGUCAUCGGCGGUCCGGGACCCGGGGAAGAGGACGAGGACAUGGAGAUGGAUGGCGACGAACAGGGAGAGCCGGCCGGGACGGACAAUAGUUGGGGUGUCAGCGCCCUUCACGCCGCACAGCAAUCUAUCUUCUCUCUCGCCCUCCACCCCGCCUUCCCCAACCCACCUCUGGCCGUUUCAGGCGGCGAGGAUGAUAUCGCCUUCAUAUUUUGCCCCUUGCCCGCCUCCGAGAACGCCGCUUGGUCGUCCGAGACGUUCCCUCCCGUUCGCCUGACGGGUCACACCGACUCAGUUGUCGCUGCGGGCUGGUCAUUCGACGGUGAAAUGAUAGCUACAGGCGGGAUGGACGGCAAGGUUCGCGUUUGGAGGCGAGUUCAGCGGAGAAAGUCUCAAGAGGGAUUGAAAGCGGAGGGCGGUGUUGCUUCCUGGAAGGACUGGGAGUUCCUGACCAGUCUGGAUACGAGCAGCGAGAUCAUCUGGCUUCAAUGGCACCCAAAAGGCAACGUCCUCGCCGCUGGAUGUGAGGAUGCGCAAGUCUGGAUGUGGCAAUUGCCAUCUGGAAACACCAUGGGUGUCCUUUCCUCUCACACUUUCAGCAGCACAGCCGGUCUCUUCCCUCCCCCUCUCGGCCGUCAGCUUCUGACAGCCUCGCUCGACUCGUCCCUCAUCCUCUGGGAUCCCCGUACCUCCGCUCCCGUCUUCAAGACGUCCGUCUUCUGCGCCGCCAACAGCCCGCACAUGGACCCCUCACACCACGGCAUCACCGCUCUCGCUGUCUCGCCUAACGGCCAGCUUGCCGCUGCCGGGGGAGCGAACGGUCUCGUCAAGAUCGUUAAUCUGCCCGCAGGCAAUGUCGUCAGCACCUUCACUGGCCACACCGAGGGAGAGAGUGUCGAGGCGCUGGUCUUUAUUGAUGUCCUGGGCGGUGCGGCCGGCGGCGGGAAGGGAGUCGUACUCGUCAGCGGCGGGACAGACGGAAAGGGGUUCGUUUGGGAUGUCGCUACUGGCCGAGUGAGGGCCGAGAUCAAGCACGACGAGCCCAUCACAUCACUCGCCGCACACCCAUCUCCUUCGCACCACCUCGUUACCUCCGCUUCUGCCGACGGCAACCUCAAGACAUGGGACGUCCGCACUGGUACCCUGAUUGCUACACACCAGGGGCAUGCUGGUCUCGUCAACGGUGUAGCGGUGGCGCCGGGACCGAAGGAGGCAUUCGAAGGGGCCGAGAAGCCAUUGCAGCAGGUAGUGGUCAGUGCCGGGGAUGAGGGUGUGAGCUUGAUCUGGAAAUUAUAG